GAGACAUGUCUGAAAGUAAAGCCAAGAAGAUUGAGAUAAAAGACGUUGAUGGGCAGACCCUGAGGAAGCUGAUUGAUUACAUCUACACCGCUGAGAUCGAGGUCACGGAAGAGAAUGUGCAGGUUUUAUUGCCAGCUGCUAGUUUAUUGCAAUUGAUGGAUGUGAGAAAAAACUGCUGUGACUUUCUUCAGUCCCAGCUGCAUCCCACGAACUGCCUUGGCAUCCGAGCUUUUGCCGAUGUGCACGCGUGUACUGAACUGCUGCAGCAGGCAAACGCCUACGCAGAGCAGCACUUCCCUGAGGUGAUGCUAGGCGAAGAAUUUCUUAGCCUUAGUCUGGACCAGGUUUGCAGUUUAAUAUCAAGCGACAAGCUCACAGUCUCCUCUGAAGAAAAGGUCUUUGAAGCAGUUAUUUCUUGGAUAAAUUAUGAGAAGGAAUCUCGCUUAGAGCAUAUGGCUAAACUGAUGGAGCAUGUUCGCCUUCCCCUUUUGCCCAGAGAUUAUCUUGUACAGACAGUUGAGGAAGAAGCUUUAAUCAAGAAUAACAACACCUGUAAAGACUUCCUUAUCGAGGCCAUGAAAUAUCAUUUGCUUCCUCUGGAUCAAAGGCAACUGAUAAAGAAUCCCAGAACAAAGCCGAGGACUCCCGUUAGCCUGCCAAAGGUGAUGAUCGUGGUGGGUGGGCAAGCACCCAAAGCCAUUCGAAGUGUGGAGUGCUAUGAUUUUGAGGAGGAGAGGUGGGAUCAAGUUGCUGAGCUUCCUUCCCGGAGGUGCCGAGCAGGUGUGGUGUUUAUGGCUGGCAACGUUUAUGCUGUCGGGGGCUUCAACGGGUCCUUAAGGGUACGGACGGUUGAUGUGUACGAUGGCGUGAAGGACCAGUGGACCUCCAUAGCCAGCAUGCAGGAAAGGCGAAGCACGUUAGGGGCAGCUGUGCUCAAUGAUCUCCUGUAUGCAGUCGGCGGCUUCGAUGGCAGCACUGGUCUGGCAUCAGUUGAGGCCUAUAGCUAUAAAACCAAUGAGUGGUUUUUUGUGGCUCCCAUGAACACAAGAAGAAGCAGUGUUGGAGUUGGAGUUGUGGAGGGUAAGCUCUAUGCCGUGGGGGGUUACGAUGGAGCGUCCCGUCAGUGCCUUAGUACCGUCGAGCAGUAUAACCCAGCCACGAACGAAUGGACCUACGUAGCCGACAUGAGCACGCGACGCAGCGGCGCAGGUGUUGGUGUUCUCAGCGGGCUGCUCUACGCUACCGGCGGGCACGACGGUCCCUUAGUAAGGAAGAGUGUGGAAGUCUAUGAUCCAGGAACAAACACCUGGAAGCAAGUAGCAGACAUGAACAUGUGUAGAAGAAAUGCAGGUGUGUGUGCCGUGAAUGGUCUCCUCUAUGUCGUGGGAGGAGAUGAUGGUUCCUGUAAUUUGGCCUCAGUGGAAUACUACAACCCCAUCACAGAUAAGUGGACGUUACUACCAACCAGCAUGAGCACGGGGAGAAGUUAUGCAGGUGUGGCUGUGAUUCACAAACCCUUGUGACACAUGAUCAGGCCAAUGUGAGGAGCAGAAGUGAAGUGAAUCCAGCUGGGUGGUUGGGAAGAUGACUGACCUCUGACUUGACCCCUCUCAUUGCUGUUAACGUCUUAGCAUGACAAGUGAUACGUUACAAACAUCAUCUGCUCUGCGGUGGAUUGCGUAGCGAAGCGAAAAUCCCUCUGGGGACAUGUUCCGUGCUAGACAUGAGGUGUUGCUUGUUAUCUGUGGUGCAAUCAACUGGUGUCCUGAGAUAAACACUGUGCUUGGACUGCAGGCACUGAAUUUCUUGUGUGAAACAAAACUGCUACGUUUGGGCAUGUGAGUAAAAACAAACAUUUCUGGAUUUCUUCACUACUGAUGCUCCGUGCACGUUGUCAGUUGAACUGUUUACUCACUGUGCCUGGAAGGUGGACUUUACUACUGGCAGUGGAAACUUCUGAGUACCAACCCAGAAAAGCAGUCAGCAGAAACGGACUGGAACAGGGUGCUCUGGCUUGUGUGACGCUGUCUCAGUCAUACGUUUGUACAUGCCACCGGAGUACUGUGUGUAUCCCUGAAAUGCUUCUCGUAUGGUGGAAAUAAAUACCACGUGAUUUUUCUA
This is a messenger RNA of Eurypyga helias (sunbittern), 2121 nucleotides long. RefSeq names its product kelch-like family member 3 (gene KLHL3). Gene Ontology annotation, molecular function: protein binding. The transcript has 12 exons. The coding region runs from base 6 to 1523 and encodes 505 amino acids. Gene Ontology annotation, cellular component: cytosol. The record is from RefSeq and is a predicted model, not a curated record. Gene Ontology annotation, biological process: monoatomic ion homeostasis; renal sodium ion absorption; protein K48-linked ubiquitination. Lineage: Eukaryota; Metazoa; Chordata; Aves; Eurypygiformes; Eurypygidae.